Messenger RNA from Drosophila subpulchrella, 4027 nucleotides. RefSeq lists its product as uncharacterized. Gene Ontology annotation, cellular component: MSL complex. Bases 257 to 3706 code for a protein of 1149 amino acids. NCBI's taxonomy places the organism in Eukaryota, Metazoa, Arthropoda, Insecta, Diptera, Drosophilidae. The transcript is spliced from 6 exons. The record is from RefSeq and is a predicted model, not a curated record.
CAUCAUGAAGAGUGAAAUUUCACGAAGUGCGAUUAACGGCAUCUCCGCGACGCAUAAACGCAACAUUCAUCCGACGAAGCUCUUAAUCGGUACUGCUCCUGCUCGAAAUACAAAAAAUAUAUAUAAACAGUGCACAUAUUACAAAAGUAAUAUGUUUGGACCCGCUCAGGUGUGCAGUGCGUUAGUGACUUGCCGCGGCCCAUCGAAAUUCCCCAUGUAGAGCGCUCUCCUCGGCAGAAAUACACAUUUUUGCACCAUGAGCUGUUUGGUCAGGAAGCGGAACAGCGGCAGCACGCUGGACGAAUUCGACAAGGUCAGCACUCUGGCCAACGUCGAUGACACGGAGUGCGAGUCGCCGGAACCGGAUGCAGAGAAAGAGCCGGAUAACAACGAACGGAAUGCGCAAACGGAGCCGGAUUUUGGGCACCUAAAUGAGACGCGGCGCAAGAUUCACGAUGCCAUCGCGGCCCUGAACGAUGAUAGCUUCGAUAAGUGCAUGGCCCGCCUGCUCAUGCAGUACGAGGGUGCCAUUCGGGAGGAGUUCGAGCGGGCGCAGUUCUUGCCAUGGAAGUGCCGAAAACUGGCGCGGAUUUUAAUCGGCCUUACCGAUGUCAUCCAUACCAUGGUUAGGGGUCGAGCCCUGCAGCAGGACGAGGUAUACAGGCAACGCAUGUGCCACAUUGUCGGCUUCUACAUAUCCUGCGAACUCUGCUCCGCCCAGGAGCCGGUGGAGAGUGAGGAGACCAUCAUUAACCGGAUCAAUUGCUGCCUGAAGCUCUAUGUUGAGUUUGGAGGAGGUGGCGCCGGCGUCCACCGGGAGCACGUGCUGCGCACUCUCCUUGCUGCCCCCAAACUGUUUAACAGAGCCAGCAUUUUGUCCACGCUGUACAGCCGUCUCUUCCCGCACUGGUCGAUGCCCAGCAUAAUGAUCCAAGCAGAACUGCCAGACAAACUCUACAUCGAAUACAUACUCAUAUUCUAUUACUGGCAGCGCCUGGAGUCCGAUGAGUCGGUCAAGGAACGCAUUGUGGAGUUUGCCGAAAAGUUCAUGAGACCCUCAAGAUCCCUAGCCACAAGAAGUGUCUAUGCCCACUACUUGCCCAAGUUUGCGGACCGGAAUACGGCCACGAGAACUAUAUUGAACCAUCUAAAGACAAGCCGCUGCUUCGGUUUACAUAUGCUCAGCAAAGUGGACAAUCGACCGGUGCAGUCCAGCGAAGUGAUACUCAGCUCCGAUGAUGAUGAGGGCAGUUGUCCUAUGUGGGACAUAUCGGGUACACCAACAUCAUCACUGAACAAUCAUCCGCCCGUUUUCCUCCAGAAUCUCUGCCAGAAUGCCCGCCAGUUAGAGCCGUGCAAGCGGGCCAAUGCUCUCUUCAGCGGCAUUGACAACUCCAUCGAAAUCGUUGAGCUGCGCGACUCGGACGACGACGUGGAGAUGUUUUCGGUGAACUUUAAUGUGCCUGCCAAUGUCGAUGGCAUAAUCUCAAACUCCAACUCAAACGACUCGGCGAAUCAGACGUCGACAACGAUCCUCGCCGAGGAUGACUCCGUGCCCGUCACUCGCAUCUACCCCAGCAACCUCCGAACCUAUGAAAGGGCUGUACUGCCACCCACCACCUACACAGUGCCGCGCAUCGUGAACAGCUACAGUUGUCGCCGGGAUAGCCUUCAUCUGGUGUCGACCACUGCUCCCCAUCUGGUCGAUCAGUGCGUGCAAACGUUGGAGGACGAGGAUGCGGACCUGGUGGUGGAGGAGGACCAGUACUCAAGCACCCACAGCCAAAGCUUCUUCCCGCGGAGGAGCAGUGCCAGCGAAGCCAGCGGACAACGAACCCCACUGUACCACUGCCGUCAAACUUCUAGUCAGAACAGCAAUUGUAGCGAAUCCUCGCUGCUAAAGAAACAGGUUACCUUCAGUCCCCGGCAUUUAGGCGCAACUGCACCAAAUGUCAAGGUCAGUGCGUCCAAAAAGCCCUCCAUCAAGCAGUACACGUCGAAUGGCAUGGGGAAUGGUCGCUGGAAAGCCGAGCACCUCGAGGCCAGUGCGAAAAUGUUCGCCAAGCUCGACGCCAGGAUGAAGGCCAGGAAUGAAGUCUUAAGUGUCGCUGCUAGCCAGCUAACGCCCACCACCAGCAAUGCAUCCAGUAGCACUCCCACAAAGAUCUCGGCCACGCCCACUCGCAUCCGGAACAAGCCCCGAGGGCAGAGAGUGGCAUUACCCACGCCGCCAGCUUCUACGCACAGUUCGAGCAGUCCCUGCCAGGUACAAAUUGCAUCCACAGACAAUCAGAACUCCAACUCCGAGUGGGAUUUUGGUCGACGCUGUUUCUCCAAGGCUUCUGGUGAUGAAGUGAGCUACUAUAACCACCUGCUUAAAGUGCAGCGCGAGAAUAUCCGCCGACGUCGGUUGAAUAACCAAAAGAAAAACCCUGGAAAAGUCAACCACCAUGUGCAGAAGGAUCCCGAUCAGCUUAAACUGCUCAAGCAGGCCACAAAGCGAUGCCGCCAGCUACGCGCCUUAAACGCCACGCGGAGAAAUGAGGUACAGCAACUGGAACAGGACCUGACUAUCAUUCGGAAAUCUGCGCCGCAUAGAUUGCCAUUAAUAAGACUGAAACGUUUUAAUCUCAGGAGCCUGGUACGGUCACAGAGAGCGAAUGAAGCGCCUAAUGACCAAGGGGAUAUAGUGAGGGCGGAAGAGCCAUUUCUAAAGGAGAUGGAGCCGCCUUCAGAAGAGCGACGAGAUGAGCCUCAAAACAGCAGUGAGUUUGAGGAGAAAAGGCAUCUGGAGCCUCAAAACCAAAUGGAUAAGAAGAACAAAAGGAGCGACCCUGAUGAGCCAAACGGGAAGGAAGGAGAGCAUGAUCUGGAGCAUCAAGAAUUUCUUGAGGAGCAGUUGCUACAAGAGCAACAUCAGCUGGAGAUGCUGCAGCGACAGCAGGAGAAAGAAGAGCAACAGGUUGACGAAGAGCCGGGGACAGAGGAACUGCAACAUCUGGAAGAAGGUGAUGACCACGCAGAUGAAGAAUCAGAUCAGGCCGAGGACGAACAACACACAGAGGAGAAGCAACGACAAAUAGAAGUUGAACCCGAUGCGGAGGAAGAGCAAAGUCUUUUAGAGGAUCAAGACCAAGCUGAGGAAAAUCAGCAUCAUGAUCAGCAGAAUCAACAGCUUUUGAAUGAGCAAGCACAGGAGGAGGAAGUUGAACGGAAGUCACUGGAUAACCAGCGGGUUGGGGAGGAAAUCGAGCCACCACUGAAAUACAAAAAACGCAAGCGAAGGCGCCGUUUCAAGUGCCCUCGUUGGACGCACACAAAAAAUAAGAAGAAGAAGCAGUGGCUUAUGGCCUGCCCAAUAGAUUUUGAAGCAGAUCCAGUACUCGCAACCUCUCCUAUUCAACCCGAGCCAGCUCCCGAUGAAGAGCCACCCGCCCUUGCCGAGCCAAUUCCAGAACCUGCCUACGAGUUUGACCAGGAUAUGGUGCCCGAGGUGGGCAACGAAUUGGAAAUCGCAGCCCCCAUUCUUGCGGCGGAGGACGAGGACAGCACUGCGAUGCUCUCGCCGUCCCACAAUCUCGAACUGGUGACCAUCAACGUGCCGGUGUACUUGCUCAACGGCGAGAGUCGCGAUGUCAGCACUCCCCUGUCCAGCAGCUCUUUCGGUGCCAGCGGAUCAGAGCCAUAUGCCACAUCGAAGGAUUAGGAUAGUUUAGGAAGCCCCCACCAAACCCAGAUCGAGUUCCAGUUGCCGAUCCAAUCCCAUUGAUCUUGGCCUGUAAUAGUAUUUAUAUUUUUUCUUUUGAAGAUACGCCUAAAAAACUGUUGAAGCACUGUAAUACUUAGGUUUAUUGUAGUUAAUUAGGAGUUGUUGAACGUUAUAAUUUGUAUUUUUACACCUUUAUUUGCAAUACACGAAUCCCAUUAAAGUCAACGCGUACCAAAUCCCGGGCAUUAUCCAUGUCAAUUUUAAGAAAUAAAAUGAAAUUAUUAGUGUAUGUAUAUUGUGCAUAAAAUAAUAAUCUAA